Molecule: messenger RNA, 1036 nt
Organism: Musca domestica (house fly)
Lineage: Eukaryota; Metazoa; Arthropoda; Insecta; Diptera; Muscidae
Gene: Iyd
Product: iodotyrosine deiodinase
Exons: 2
Coding region: 154-1014 (286 amino acids)
Molecular function (GO): oxidoreductase activity
Source: RefSeq, a predicted model, not a curated record
UCUGAAUUGGCUUAUCAAGUAUUCUUCAAUGUGUGUGAGUUUACUGAUAUCUACGCAGCUUCCAAUACACUUUCAUUUGACCCACAUUUCUAUCGGAAUUGCUUUUAGCAUUCAUGAAGUCAAUGAACAUUUUUGUAUUUUCAUUCAACGACUAUGGAACUUGACGAAAUUUUGGAAACUUCGGUAUUUCUAAAAUACUGGAAUGUUGUACUGACAAUUGCACUAAUUGGGAUUUUAAGUAAAUGGCUGUGGAACCGAAAGGGUCAUAAACAAAUCGAAAGGGAAGAUGAAGAUAAUGAAAUUCUUGCCGAUUCCAGUUCCAAAGCUGAAGAAAUAGACUAUGCCCCUGCUCUGGAAGAAAAAGAACAUAUUGCAUAUAAAGGGGUCGCGGAAACUCUAUCUGGUGGUGCUAAACAAUUCUAUAAAAUGAUGAAUGACAGGCGUAGUGUUCGCUCAUACCGCCGUGAGCCAAUUCCACCCAUCGAUGUAAUUGAAAAUUGUAUACGAGCUGCUGGUACCUCACCGAGUGGUGCCCAUACAGAACCCUGGACUUUUUGUGUUAUUACCGAUAUGGAAAUAAAACAAAGUAUUCGAGAUAUUAUCGAAUCGGAAGAGGAAUUAAAUUAUGCUCAACGUAUGCACAAACAAUGGACAACGGAUCUGAGACCGUUAAAAACAAAUCACGUAAAACCAUAUCUAACAGAUGCUCCCUAUUUAAUAUUGGUAUUUAAACAAACGUAUGGAGUUACCAAACAAGGCAAACGUAAACAACAUUAUUACAAUGAAAUAUCCGUAUCCAUAGCGGUGGGUAUUCUACUGUGUGCCUUGCAGGCAGCUGGUUUGAGUUCCUUGGUCACCACACCAUUAAAUUGUGGCCCAGCUUUACGUGCUUUGCUAAAUAGACCGGUUAAUGAGAAAUUAUUGGUUCUCUUGCCAGUCGGUUAUCCUGCGGAAAAUUGUAAAGUUCCUGAUUUGGAACGUAAGCAAUUAGAUGAUAUUAUUGUCAGAUAUUAGGAAAAUAAAUACUUUUUUUUUU